AUGGUUUUCUGUUUUAUCUUGUUUUUUACUCUAGGGUUUUUCUUACUCUUUUUCUUUUUCUAUUUCAUGCAAGAAUUGCACUAUUUUUUCACCAAGAAAUCGGCUUUUGCUUCCAAUACUGGGCCUCCUUCGUAUCCGUUUCUUGGCUGUCUCAUCUCUUUUUACAAGAACCGCUGUCGGUUGUUGGAUUGGUACACUGAUCUUUUGUCCGAGUCUCCUUGCCAGACCAUCGUGGUGAGUCGGCUCGGUGCACGCCGUACGGUCGUCACAGCCAACCCGGCUAAUGUCGAGCACAUGCUCAAGACCAACUUCAAUAAUUUCCCUAAAGGAAAGCCUUUCACUGAAAUCCUUGGUGAUCUUCUCGGUUAUGGGAUAUUUAAUGUGGAUGGGGAGUUGUGGAGAACUCAAAGGAAGGUGGCCGGCUAUGAGUUUAGCACAAAGUCUUUGAGAGAAUUCGUGGUGAAAACCCUUCAAGAAGAGGUCGAAAAUCGGCUGUUACCGUUGCUUGAAGAAGCAAUGGAGAUUGAGAAAGUUAUUGAUUUGCAAGACGUAUUGAAAAGAUUUGCAUUCGAUACUGUUUGUAGAGUAUCAUUGGGUCAUGACCCUUGUUGCUUGGAUCUUUCAAAACCAGUUCCGCGUCUCGUUAAGGCAUUUGAUAGCGCAACAGAGACAAGCGCCAUGCGAGGAAUGGCGCCCAUGUCCGUGGUAUGGAAAACAAAGAGAACCCUUAACAUUGGGUCAGAGAAGAAACUGAAGGAAGCAAUUGAACUCGUCCAUGGCUGCGUUUUGGAGAUCAUACAAAACAAAAAGAGAGCUCUAGAAGCAGAAACCAAAUGCAGUGGCGACGCUGAAGAUCUUUUGUCUCGGUUGUUAUCAACUGGUCACGACGAGGAAGUAGUAAGAGAUAUGGUGAUUAGCUUCAUCUUGGCUGGAAAAGACACGACUUCCUCAGCAAUGACGUGGCUCUUUUGGCUGCUUUCUGAGCAUCAAAACGCAGAGGAAAUGGUGGUGAAAGAAAUCGAAUCAAUGCUUGGCAAUGGCGAAAAAGGAUUGGAUUUCGGAGUGUUGAAGGAAAUGAAUUGCGUCAAAGCUUGUUUAUGCGAGUCAAUGAGGCUUUACCCUCCGGUGGCAUGGGACUCCAAGCACGCUUUAAACGACGACGUUUUGCCUGACGGGACUGUCGUCCGGAAAGGAGACAGAGUGACCUAUUUCCCCUACGGAAUGGGGAGGAUGGAGGAGUUGUGGGGGAAAGACUGGUUCGAGUUUAAACCGGACCGGUGGUUCCAGGAACCUUGUGCAGAAAACGGGUUGCUAAAGCCCGUGAGCCCUUUCAAGUUUCCAGUGUUUCAGGCCGGUCCAAGAGUUUGCCUUGGGAAAGAAAUGGCGUUUAUUCAGAUGAAGUAUGUGGUGGCUUCCAUACUGAGACGGUUCGAGAUCAGACCGCUCCGCCGGGACCAACCUGGUUUUGUUCCUCACUUAACCUCUCAUAUGGCCGGCGGGCUCAAGGUGUUGGUAAGGAGAAGGGUAUUCAAAAAUAGUGAGACAUUGUCUUAA
Messenger RNA from Durio zibethinus, 1554 nucleotides. Lineage: Eukaryota; Viridiplantae; Streptophyta; Magnoliopsida; Malvales; Malvaceae. The record is from RefSeq and is a predicted model, not a curated record.